Messenger RNA from Chaetomium strumarium, 3227 nucleotides. RefSeq names its product Cullin. Gene Ontology annotation, molecular function: protein-macromolecule adaptor activity; ubiquitin protein ligase binding. Gene Ontology annotation, cellular component: SCF ubiquitin ligase complex. The transcript has 7 exons. Gene Ontology annotation, biological process: protein ubiquitination; SCF-dependent proteasomal ubiquitin-dependent protein catabolic process. Lineage: Eukaryota; Fungi; Ascomycota; Sordariomycetes; Sordariales; Chaetomiaceae. The coding region runs from base 425 to 2731 and encodes 768 amino acids. The record is from RefSeq and is a predicted model, not a curated record.
CCCGAACCCAAAUCCACCAACCGAAGGCGGCUCGUGACCGGAAGCUGCCUUGGAAACUCCAACCUACCUCCGCUUUGCGCCGUGUCUUUGGGACUCACUAGAGAGCCCUUCGCAAAGACGCAGCAGGUUCUACCUAAUCUACCUCUGCAUCUCUACUGUUGCCUGGGAAGUCUGCACCUGCCGGCGCUCCAACGGCACCCCACUACAUCUGUCCCGCCAUCUCGUCGUUUCAUUCAGGGCCUGAAUGCUUACUAGCAUCCAGCAUCCAGUCUUUUGAUUACAGAAAAUUCGAGACCGACCGACUUGGCGUGAUCCCCAACUGCUUCCCUGAUCACGUCAUAGCCUCUCCCCGACGACCUGAUUCCCAAUCCACGAAACGCCUCGCACCGCGAUCACCUGUCGACGAUCGUCUCGUUAGCGCAAAAUGCCUUCCGCCGUGUUGGCGGGGAUGCCACAGCCGGGCGCUCAAGAUGAUAUUGAGACAACCUGGAAUUACCUGCAACAUGGCGUAACAAGGAUCAUGAACAACCUGCAGGACGGCCUUGAUUUGCAGAAUUACAUGGGCAUCUACACGGCCGUCCACAACUUCUGCACAUCACAAAAAGCUGGCACAUUCAGCUUAACGAGCACCAUUGUGGGCCAGAGCCAGCGCGGUGCUCAUCUCAUCGGUGAAGAUCUCUACAAGAGGCUGGCGCAAUAUCUAGCGGAGCACCUCAUAGACCUGGUGGCGCAGUCAAAGGCCCAUACGGACGAGGCGCUCCUAACAUUCUAUAUCCGGGAGUGGCAACGGUACACAUCAGCUGGGAAGUAUGUUCACCAUCUUUUCAAGUAUCUCAACCGCCAUUGGGUGAAGCGCGAGAUCGACGAAGGCAAAAAGAACGUUUACGACGUGUAUACUCUGCAUCUGGUACAGUGGCGCGAUGUCCUCUUCGUCCAGGUUUCGUCCAAGGUUAUGGAUGCCGUCCUGAAGUUGGUGGAGAAGCAGCGCAACGGCGAGACAAUCGAGCAUAAUCAGAUCAAGCAGGUGGUCGACUCGUUCGUGUCACUGGGCUUGGAUGACGGCGACUCUUCCAAGACGAAUCUCGAUGUCUACCGCUACCACUUCGAGCGCCCGUUCCUCGAUGCCACCAAGGCCUUCUAUCAAAAGGAGAGUCAGCAGUUUGUCGCCGACAACAGCGUCGUGGAGUACAUGAAGAAGGCUGAGGCUCGCCUUGAGGAGGAAGAGGAGAGAGUCAAGACGUACCUCCACCCAGAUAUUGCCAUCGCGCUCAAAAAGGCAUGCAAUCAGGUGCUGAUCGCCGACCACUCGAACCUUCUUCGGGACGAGUUUCAAGUGCUUCUCGACAACGACCGGGAGGAGGACAUGGCGCGUAUGUAUAGCUUGCUGUCCCGCAUCCCCGACGGCCUGGACCCGCUCCGAACAAAGUUCGAGACGCAUGUAAGGAAUGCUGGGUUAGCAGCGGUCGCCAAGGUAGCUUCGGACGCCGAGAAGCUCGAACCAAAAGUCUACGUCGACGCCCUGCUCGAGAUCCAUUCGCAGUACCAAGGGCUGGUGAAGCGUGCCUUUAAGGACGAGCCAGAGUUCACUAGGUCCCUCGACAACGCCUGCAGAGAGUUUGUGAACCGGAACGAGGUCUGCAAAUCCGGGUCGAAUAAGUCACCCGAAUUGCUGGCCAAAUACACCGAUGUCCUGCUCCGCAAGAGCAGCACCACGGGGGCAGAGGACACCGACCUGGAGGGCACCCUGGUUCAGAUCAUGACGGUGUUCAAGUACAUCGAAGACAAGGACGUCUUCCAGAAGUUCUACUCGCGCAUGUUGGCCCGCCGGUUGGUGCACAGCAAUUCGUCCUCGGACGAUGCUGAGACCAGCAUGAUCAGCAAGCUCAAGGAGGCUUGCGGGUUCGAAUACACGAACAAACUGCAGCGCAUGUUCCAGGACAUGCAGAUCUCCAAGGAUCUCAACGCGGGGUUCAGGGAGCACAUCACGACCCUCGGGACCAAGGGACUGGACUCCUCAUAUUCGGUCCUGGGCACUGGGUUCUGGCCUCUUGCGCCGCCGGGAACCAACUUCAACCCCCCAGAGGAGAUCGCUGCAGACUGCGAGCGAUUCAGUCGCUUCUAUAAGAACAAGCAUGAGGGUCGAAAGCUUACGUGGCUCUGGCAGCUCUGCAAAGGUGAAGUCAAGGCGACCUACAUCAAGAGCGCCAAGAUGCCCUACACGUUCCAGGUCUCGAUAUAUCAGAUGGCCAUCCUUCUGUUGUUUAACGAGAAGGACAAGAACACGUACGAGGAGAUUUCGACGGCCACGCAGCUGAACAGCGAGGCCCUCGACCCAUCGUUGGGCAUCCUCCUCAAGGCCAAGGUCCUGAACCUUGACCCCGGGAGCGACAAAGUCGGGCCGGGGGCGAGCUUCUCGCUCAAUUACGACUUCAAGAACAAGAAGUACCGCGUCAACCUCAACGUGGGCAUGAAGUCGGAGACGAAGCAAGAGGAGGCCGAAACCAACAAGACAAUCGAAGAGGACCGCAAGCUUCUCUUACAGUCGGCCAUCGUACGCAUCAUGAAGGCGCGUAAGCGCAUGAAGCACCAGCAGCUCGUUAGCGAGACGAUCAACCAGAUCCGCGCCAGGUUCGUGCCGAAGGUUGGCGACAUCAAGAAGUGCAUCGAGAUCCUUCUCGACAAGGAAUACCUGGAACGGCUCGAGGAUGAUGAUAUCGGCUAUCUGGCUUAACAGCCGUACCUUAGCGAUUCUAGCUUUGCAAAACAAGAGAAGAAACAGGACUUGGAAGAUGGGCCUCAUGAAAUGUAUGAGUACAACGCGUCGCUUGGCCCCUGGUGGUGGCUGGCGGUUUUCACGGCGUCGUGGUUUUCAUCUCGACUGCCUUCUGCCUGAUACCAUGCGGCUAAUUGCCAGGAUGCGGUCUCUUGGGCUUCCGCUUGGCUGUGAUGGUUGGUUCCAUGGGACGGGAGGACUGGACGGAGUGGAUUAUCUAUCUCAACGACUUAGGGGCAGCGUGGUUUACAUUCCUCAAAAACUAUUGAAUCCAAGGAGCGGACUUAACAGAGUCUAUGACCUGAUGUAGAUAAGCGGCGUUCUGGGCCGAUGAGCCUCAGACGCCGCUGCUGCUCCAUCGAGUUAGUGCGGGCAGUACAAUAGUUCAGGUACCUCUCAAGCCGCGAGUGGUAUUGUACUACCUUUCCAUAAUUGGCACACGCUCUUACGGAGA